Messenger RNA from Lentinula edodes (shiitake mushroom), 1188 nucleotides. RefSeq names its product WD40 repeat-like protein. Bases 1 to 1188 code for a protein of 395 amino acids. The record is from RefSeq and is a predicted model, not a curated record. Gene Ontology annotation, molecular function: protein binding; RNA binding. NCBI's taxonomy places the organism in Eukaryota, Fungi, Basidiomycota, Agaricomycetes, Agaricales, Omphalotaceae. Gene Ontology annotation, cellular component: catalytic step 2 spliceosome. The transcript has 5 exons.
AUGUCAAAGCGUCCCGUUUCCCCGCCAGGAGGAGGAGCCCUAAUAAAACGCGCCAAAAGUUCUUCUGACGGUUCUGGUGCAUCGACAACGAGAGAAAUAGCUAUUUCUUCGAAUAAUGAUCCACGAAACAAAAGUCUUAUACGAAGUGUACAACGAACAAGUGGAUUAGAUGCUCCAAUUGUCAGUCUUGCGGGCGCACAUUCGGGUGAAAUCCUUUCUUGUCGCUUCUCUCCGUCAGGUCUACACCUCGCAGCCUGCUCCUCAGACCGCUCCCUAUCUCUUUGGAACACUUACUCACCAAACACCAACUUUGGCUUGAUUUCCAGCCUCGCAAAAGCCCCCUUGCUCGACUUCCAAUGGUCAUUGUUCCAGCCAUGGAUAUAUACUGUAUCUGCAGAUCAUCUUCUCUCUGUGGUCGAUACGACAACUGGAGAGAGGGUGCGAAAAGUUCGCGCUCAUUCGGGAAUCAUCAAUUCUCUUGAUCGGACCAUGGCUAGCGGCAGUGGGACAGAGCUGAUUGUCACAGGCAGUGACGAUGGAACGGUCAAAGUUUGGGAAAGCAGUACUGAUGAUGGAGGGGUAGGAAAACAUCCAGUGACGACAAUAGAUAUUGGUUGUCCCGUAACGGGAGUGUGUUGGUCGAAAGACGGACAGAAUGUGUACGUGUCGGCUUUGGAUAAUGAAAUCCAUGUAUACGACCUCCGAAACACUCCUACUGCGACCACCAACGGCUCCUAUCCACGUACCCAACCUCUCCUCUCCCUAGCCGGUCACACUGACACGCCCACCUCCCUCACGCUCUCUCCUGACGGCAACUUCCUCCUGUCUCCGUCUAUGUCAUCCAAUGUCAUUAUUCACGACAUUAGACCCUUCAGCCCUAGUCCCACGAGGAUUCACCGGGUACUAAGAGGCGCACCUGCGGGAUUUGAGAAUACGCUCCUGAGAGGUGCUUGGACGAAGGACGAGGAAGUUCAUGGUGGGAAGGUCGGACAGAGGGUGGCGGUAGGGGGUGCAGAUCGUAUGGUUUGUGUGUGGGAGGUGGAGAGUGGGAAGUUAAUCUAUAAGCUCCCAGGCCAUAAAGGAACGGUAACAUCUGUGGACUUCCAUCCAAAAGAGCCUAUACUACUCACAGGAAGCAAAGAUGGCACGAUGUUGCUUGGGGAGCUUGAAGCGGGUAUAUCUGUGUAA